AUGUUCUCGAGAGUGGCCAGUGCCCGGCUGGCCACGGCGUCGACCCGUCUGUCACGACCGGCCGCACCCGUUUUUCGAUCCCCCCGUGCCGCAUCCAUCUCCCCUUGGAUCCGGACGUACGCGCACCGACAAAAGAAGACCUCCUCGUUCACGCAGCGGCAAGCUUCGACCAACGAGCCCGCCAAGGGUGCUUCCAGCGAUGCUCCUUCCAAGGCAGCUCCCAAGGAGGCCGCCAAGGAGGAUGCUCCCGGACACGAAAGCGCCGAGUCGGAGCAAAUACCCUUCCACAAGCUCCCCGACCUGACGCAGGGCAUCCCCUCGACUAUCGAGCAAGAGCUGGCAGGCAAGGCCGGUCCCUCGUCGCCCUCGGCGCUCGAGGAGGUCGCCGAGCAAGACUCGGACCGUCGUCGCGGCCGUCGCGACUCGUACGUCUCGUCGAGCGAGCGCAAUCGCCGCUGGUGGACCCGCUUCCUCCUCCUCGCCACCGCCGGCGGCGCCUCCUUUUCCCUUCUCUAUAUGGGCCGCGACUGGGAGGAUGCCAUCGAGGCCGACCGCCACGCCGACGUGCCCAACGGCUGGAGCCCCUCCCUGUGGUGGCAGCGCGCCAACGCUCGCAUGUCCGAGUCCGUCUCCUACUACCAGGAUCCGGCCUUUGACAAGCUUCUGCCCGACCCCGACCCGAGCUUCGAGCGGCCGUACACGCUAUGCCUCAGCCUCGAGGAUCUCCUCGUCCACAGCGAGUGGAGCCGCGAGCACGGCUGGCGCGUGGCGAAGCGACCGGGCAUGGACUACUUUGUCCGAUACCUGAGCCAGUACUACGAGCUCGUCCUCUUCACCACCGUCCCCUUUGGCAUCGGCGAGCCGCUCGUCCGCAAGCUCGAUCCCUUCCGCUUCAUCAUGUGGCCGCUCUAUCGCGAAGCGACAAAGUUUGAGGACGGCGAGAUUGUCAAGGAUCUCUCCUACCUCAACCGCGACCUCAGCAAAGUCAUCGUCAUCGACACCAAGGCCAGCAACGUCCGCAAGCAGCCGGAAAACGCCAUCAUCCUCGACCCCUGGAAGGGCGAGCCCAAGGACACCGACCUCGUCGGCCUCAUCCCUUUCCUCGAGUACAUCCACACCAUGCAGUACGACGACGUGCGCAAGGUCAUCAAGUCCUUUGACGGCAAGCACAUCCCCACCGAAUUCGCCCGCCGCGAGGCCAUCGCGCGCAAGGAGUUCAACAAGCAGCUCGAGACGCACAAGUCGAAGCACUCGAAGCCCUCCGGCAUGGGUGCCCUCGGCAACCUCCUCGGCCUGAAGCCGGCCAACAUGAGCAUGACCAUGUCGCCCGAGGGGGAGCAGAACCCGAGCGAGGCGUUUGCCCAGGGCAAGAUGCUGCAGGACCUCGCCCGCGAGCGUGGCCAGCGCAACUACGAGCUCCUGGAGAAGGAGGUGCGCGAGAACGGCGAGAAGUGGCUGCAGGAGGAGAAGGUGGCCAUGGAAAAGGCCCAGAAGGAGGCCAUGAGCAGCAUGGUCGGCUCCUUUGGAGGCUUGUUCGGCCCCCAUGACGAGAAGAAGGCCUAG
Molecule: messenger RNA, 1563 nt
Organism: Drechmeria coniospora
Lineage: Eukaryota; Fungi; Ascomycota; Sordariomycetes; Hypocreales; Ophiocordycipitaceae
Product: inner membrane translocase subunit tim-50
Exons: 2
Coding region: 1-1563 (520 amino acids)
Molecular function (GO): phosphoprotein phosphatase activity
Source: RefSeq, a predicted model, not a curated record